Bemisia tabaci is the source of this 1953-nucleotide messenger RNA. Its product is annotated as sialin. The record is from RefSeq and is a predicted model, not a curated record. Gene Ontology annotation, biological process: monoatomic anion transport; transmembrane transport. Lineage: Eukaryota; Metazoa; Arthropoda; Insecta; Hemiptera; Aleyrodidae. Gene Ontology annotation, molecular function: transmembrane transporter activity. Gene Ontology annotation, cellular component: membrane.
AUCAGUAGAUCGUGGCGCUUGGCGGAACCGCAUCGAGGCCCGCGGAGAUGGUGAUAAGACGUCUAGUGCUCUUUAUCUUAUCGAACGUGAAAAUUGAUUUGGACUCACGGGGCGAUCCGAGAUGACACAGCCAGUCAUGUAGAUCCCCCCGCCUUGGGAAGCAUACUUUCGUGCAGUUCCUGGGUCUGUCCCGGUGUCGAGUUUCCCGAGUUUUGGAUGUUUUUUUCGAAGUUGCGGAUCAGCUGGACCCAAAAUGGUUCUCGUACGAACGAAAUUAUGGUACUUCGUGUUCACCGGGUUCGCCAUAAACACGAUGCUAAAGAGCAGCAUAAAUUUUACGAUAAUUGCCAUGGUAAAAUCACACGGUCAUAAAAACAUCCCGCCAGAGAACGGCACGAUCCUUGAACCGCACAAUUCGACGGACUUCACUACCCAGGGUAUCACCCUUUCAAAAAUCAUCCACUUCAUCGACAAGGAAAUGUCGUACAACUGGGAUGCGAAGGAGCAGGGUGUCAUUCUGGGAUCCAUCUACUGGCUGCAAUGGACCACGGGGAUACCAUCGGGGAUUUUGGUGCGAUAUUGGGGCACCAAAGCUCUGUUUGGCCUGGGUAGUCUUAUACUCGCGUUUACCACGCUGGCUAUACCUACGGUUGCCCAGUACGGAGUCCAAGCUUUGGUCGGCCUCAGAGUAGCCCAGGGCCUCGUGGCGGGUACGAUGUGGCCUGCGGUGCAUCACAUGGCGGCUCAAUGGAUCCCUGCCAACGAGAGAAGUAAAUUCGUUUCCGCUUAUCUCGGUAACACAAUGGGCGUUGCGUUGACAUACCCGCUGUGCGGUCUCAUAAUAUCCUUUUUUCCUUGGCAAUACGUCUACUACGUGACAGGAUCUUUGGGAACACUAUGGUGCAUUUUGUGGCUAUGGUUCGUGUACGAUUCGCCGCUCCAGCAUCCGACCAUAACGAAAGAUGAGCGGAACCAUAUUUUGACCAGCACGGAUUUCUCCAUCGACAGAAAACGGCCGCCGAUUCCCUGGAGGGCUAUUCUGACGUCACGCCCUCUAUGGAUAAAUAUUUUGGCGCAAUGGGGCGGAAUGUGGGGUUUUUACACCCUCCUCACCCAGGCACCCUCGUACUUCAAGCAAGUGCACAGGCUCAAUAUACAACUAAAUGGAUUAUUUUCGGGCCUUCCGUACCUUUUUAAAACGGCGUUCGCCUAUGGUUAUGCAAUUUACACGGACAAACUGCUGAAGAGUCAAAGGAUAGGACGCACGGCUGUGAGAAAGCUGGCAACUUUCGUGUGUAUCACUCUGCAAGGGUUCUUACUUAUUGGCCUAGCGUUUUCAAGCACCAAUGUUUCGUGCGCUGUGUUUUUCCUGAUCGUCGCGACGAUGGUUCACGGUGCUGUAACAUCCGGACCAAUAACAAGCUACAUAGAUCUCAGUCCAAAUUUUGCAAGUAUCCUGCAAGGUAUUUCUGGCACCGUAAACGUAUGGCCAGGAUUUCUAUCUCCUAUGCUAGCUGGAUAUCUGACCUACAAUAAUCAAACACCUGAUCGAUGGCAGUUGGUGUUCAUCAUAUCCGGGGCGUCUAUGAUAGUUCCUGGUCUCAUCCACUUGGCAUUCGCCGAUUCGCGGCUGCAGCCGUGGAACGAGGGGAAUUCAGCCUACCAACUCAACAAAUACGAGCUGAAGCGGCUCAAAGUUUCAAAACGAGAGCGAUCGCAAAGUAGGCGAUAGCCGAUAUUGCCGUGCUGAAACAAAUCCACCACUUUUUGUUAAAGUUUAUGAAAUAGAUCGUGUCGCACGGACGUAUCAAACGGAUGAGAUUGUACCCAUAUCGAUUGGUUCAAAACAUAAACAUAGCCCUUAAGGUGAUUCGAUGGACGCCAUAUUUUGUGUCAGAACGGCAUGCGAUAUAUCGCAUCAAUUGGUUCCAUUUUUUCAGCUACUCGUCAUUU